Messenger RNA from Lampris incognitus (smalleye Pacific opah), 2129 nucleotides. RefSeq names its product B-cell scaffold protein with ankyrin repeats-like. Gene Ontology annotation, molecular function: protein tyrosine kinase binding; signaling receptor binding. Bases 15 to 1898 code for a protein of 627 amino acids. Gene Ontology annotation, biological process: negative regulation of B cell activation; B cell activation; negative regulation of phosphatidylinositol 3-kinase/protein kinase B signal transduction. The transcript is spliced from 16 exons. The record is from RefSeq and is a predicted model, not a curated record. Lineage: Eukaryota; Metazoa; Chordata; Actinopteri; Lampriformes; Lampridae.
ACAGCAGCAGAGCCAUGAGUCAGAUAGCUGAGGACCUGCUAAUUAUCUAUGAGACAGAGGCAGAGCAAUGGGCCACAUAUCUGCGUUCAGUCUUCAUAGGCCCCAUUAAGGAAAGUGGCAUCUGCUGCUAUGACAUCGCUACCGUGUCCAGCCGACGGGACGACUUUCUGAGGUUGGUCCAUUACAGGUGCAAGCUCCUGAUCUUAUCGCGGGGCAUGCUGGAAGGUCUGUGCCAGCUACGUCGCUUCUUCCUGGCCCGCGUGCUGUGCCCUGCAACCCACGUGGUGGUGCUCCUGUGUGGGGUGGAGAGCCUGGCUCCCCUCUUGGAGAUGGUGCCCCUCAAGGGCCAUGAGUGCCUGCAGAUCUCCAGUGAGCAGGACGCUCACGAAUACCUGUCGGCCGUGAACGAUAUCAUACGGAAAGGUGGCUCAUCCAGUGCUGAGAAUGUCAGCGUCUCACCCAGCAGGUCACUGGGACCAAAGCAAAUGCCGGAUCAAACGCCGCCAGAGAGAUCACCCAGCGGCAAACCCAGUGUUGUGGUUGUGCCUUCCAAAGUUCCCUGUGGGAGCUCUACGGAGGUGUUCAUUCUCUUGAAAGAUAAAGUGGCGAGCAGUGACGCCGAGGUUGAAUUUAGCAUUGACAAUCAGCGGGUGACGGUGAAGCCUGACCAGUGGAAUGAGCGAGUCCUCUGUGUCAGUGCACCAGAUCUCCCUGCAGGAAAUGUUACUUUGACCCUGUACUGCAGUGGCGCGGCCCUGAGCGAGGCACAGUUGCAUUACUACAGCACCAUGGAGGAGAUUACCAGGCUUUUGACAAUGGUGGCGAACCCUGUUGACUUCAUGUGCCAGGCUUUCCAGGUGACCUCUGUGGAGGAGUUAGAUCAAAAGCUGUCCUCUAUCCUGGUGAAGGCGAUGCCGUCUGGGGGCUUUCAGGGACUGCAGUGUGACAACGCACCCGAAAAAGUGCAACAGCCUGAGGAGGUGCCUUCGCUCCUCCACUUUGCCGCCCAGAACGGACUGAAGAACGUCUCCAGCCUGCUGCUGCAGUGUCCAGGUGCUAAGCGGGCCUUGUGCACAACCAACCAUCACGGACAAACACCCAGCGAUAUUGCUGAGAGUCACGGCCAUAUCGAGCUUCACAUCCUGUUGAAGGAAACACUGAGUGUGUUCAACUCAGGCGAGGACAGCGGCGAUGCUGGUGUGUACGAACUGAUGUGCACUGCAGGGAGUACUAUCGCCUUGGAUGUGCAGAGAGAGGAACAGGGGGAGUCAGAAGCUGAUGAAGACCCCUACGCCCCACUCGGGGUGAAUGAUGAAGAUUACGACACCAUCUUGACCUCCAGCAACACUGUGACCAUUGCCAACCGCCCACCAGCACCCACACCCCGGCCAGAAACCACCCCUGCCAAGGAGGACCGUACACCCUUCAUUGCUCAAGUUUUCCAAAAGAAGACGCCGCAGGGGGACAAUGACACGUUGUAUUCUCUUCCUACCAAACAAGCCCACGGGCGAGGAGACAGCAUCUCUUCCACCUACGACACCUUUGUGCCCAACCAGCCGCCCGGGCUGGACCAGCUCAUCGAGCUGCAGGAGGGGGUGAAGAGGGGCUCCCUCACUAUGGACGAGGCCCUGGAGCGCUUCAGCGACUGGCAGCGGGUCCAGAAGGGCAUGGACGGCAUCCAGCAGGAGAAGUUACGUCAGCUGAGAGCGAGCAUCAUCAAGAAGAGCGACGCCGACAACGGUGUCUACGACAAAAUCAACAUCGUUCAUCACACGCCAAAUAUUACUGUGAACGAGUGUCGACGAGGAAGCCGGCAGUCCGAGUCCGACUUUUACAGCAAGCCACUUAAAGGACAACAGCAACAGGCACAUUUCUUCUGGAAAGGUGACAAACAGUAAAAAGACUACAGGUUCCAGCUCAAGACUAAACCCCGUCCUGUGAUUAUUCAAAGUGAUUUAUUUAAAGUAUGAAGCAUGCACAUGUAGUUUAAAGAGGUAUUUACUUCAUGUAUGCAUUUUUGGCUUUGUAUCUGUUGAAUGAAAUGUUGUGCAGCGCCGGCCAGUUCUUUUUUAACACCAUGCACAAGUAAUGAAUGCAGAAAUGGUCACAUUAUUUAAACUUUAUGUAAA